Molecule: messenger RNA, 774 nt
Organism: Brugia malayi
Lineage: Eukaryota; Metazoa; Nematoda; Chromadorea; Rhabditida; Onchocercidae
Product: CGI-62 protein, putative
Exons: 6
Coding region: 1-774 (257 amino acids)
Source: RefSeq, a predicted model, not a curated record
AUGGUAAAAGCAAAACGGAAAGUGUUUGAUUCCGGUAAACAACGAGCAACUGGAUCUGAUAUUACGAUUGAUAAUGUUAUAAAUGCUCGAAAGGAACGCGAAAAGCUUGGUGGAACGUUUCCAAGACCUAAGACAAGUUGGCGUGAAAAACAUGAAACAUUCGUUAAUGCUGUGUCAACAUCUAAACAAACGAAUAAUUCACUUCGUGCUGAUACACCUUUUUCAGUAGUACCAAAAGAUUACGUCAAAUGCGAAUAUUGUGAACGUAGUUUUAAUAAAGCGGCAGCAGAACGGCAUAUUCCAUUUUGUAAAACGCAACAAAAAAAGAAAGGACCAAUAAAGAUACAAAAGAUAAGAUCACAGCAAUCUAAUGCAACAAUGAUACGAUCAGAAGCUAAUGACUGUCAUCGAUUAACUAAUAAAUCGUUAAGUCGUGAUAACAAGAUGAAUUCGAAGAAAAAUGACUAUCAUUCAACAAUAUCAGAACAUCGUUCAAGCAUUUCCUCAAGACGAUCUGGUUCAUCGCAGCGAUUAAAUGUUAAUAAUAUAAGUGAAAAUGAUCGACGAAGAGAGAGGAGCUUAUCAAGAAAAAGAAAUAAUUCUGCUACACAUUCAACCAAUAAAUUCAUUAAACAAAUAAGCAGUGCAUCAGAACGAGAACGGACAAAUUCAUUGGGCUUAUAUCGAGCUAUUAAUCGAGAACAAACAUCUGCGCCAAUGUCUCGGCAAUCAUCGCUUACAAGAAAAGACAAUGGGACAGAAAAAAAAAGUUAA